Molecule: messenger RNA, 3827 nt
Organism: Anopheles funestus (African malaria mosquito)
Lineage: Eukaryota; Metazoa; Arthropoda; Insecta; Diptera; Culicidae
Exons: 7
Coding region: 1630-3705 (691 amino acids)
Biological process (GO): neuron differentiation; regulation of transcription by RNA polymerase II
Cellular component (GO): nucleus
Molecular function (GO): RNA polymerase II transcription regulatory region sequence-specific DNA binding; DNA-binding transcription factor activity, RNA polymerase II-specific
Source: RefSeq, a predicted model, not a curated record
CUGUGUCAUAACGUUAAAAUUUUAAAAUUAUAUCAAUUUGGCUACGACUACACCGUUAAUACGUACGCAGCCAACAAAAACAGCGCCACCUAGUGACGAUUUUUGUUGUAUACAGCAGUAAACCACGCCUUCUUUUCUAUUUGUCCGCCAUUUUAGUUCUCAAGGCGUUCCACCGUUCGCCUUAUCGUGUAUUUUUGAUCGUUGUGAGGAUAUUAUCAUUUCUCCAUGUUUUUCCGAAGCGAAAACUGACUUUACGUAAGAACGAAAAAGCCGUCCGUUCUGUUGUUAUUUCGCUAGGUUAUCUAUCGCACUGUAAAUGGGUUUCCGGAGCCAAUUCCAAAACUAGCGCAUUCCCCUUCGAGCCCGUAUUCCCCUUCCAAGCCGAAGUUGCGUUUGUAGCAGCGAAAUUAAGGUUUUUUUUACUUCGGAAAGAUUUUAACCUCAUGACAAGAUAACGUCACUCCGUCUCGUACCUUUAGAAGUAUCUGCUAGCAAAAUGGAAUCCUAACCUCACAUUUAAGCUUAUGUGAACGCUUGGUCGGACCUCACCACACACAUGGUAACGUGGUUGUUUACUAGAAACGGAGCGAAGCCAAUCGAAGGGUAUCGUCGCAGCAUGAUCAGUAGUCAUCCUGUGUGCUCUGACCGGGACCGUAGUGUUGGUGGUAUUGGGUACAAGUAGUGGUAGUAGCACUAGCUGUUGUUUACGAGAUUUUACUACCUGUACGAGUGGUUGUGUUUGGCUGAGAAAGUCCGAAACAAAUUCGCUAGAUCGUCUUUCCUGGCCGAAAUUAGUGCAAAUGCAAUGAAGAUACAUCAGUUACCUAACCUCUCUUAUGGAGAGAUAUGCGAAGAAUUUUGCCGCCGCUUCGUGAUUGUGUGUGCACAAAAAAGCCUUUUGGAGUGUUGGGUGCAAAAAUCGUAAAGCACUGCUAAGGCGUACAGGAUCGCAUUGAAAUGCACAAAGAGUAUCAGACAUUGGUUGGUUCCAAAACAACAAAUACAAGUUUUAAAUGUGUAUGACUUCGCGGACACGUGUGCAUGUGAGUAUGUGUUUUGAUUCCAAUAUUUUCUCCCGAGUGCAACCAGAUGGUGCGAAAUGGGAGCACGAGAAGCGACAUGAUACUAAGGAGAUUUCCGUUCCAUUGCUGACUAGAUCGGAUCCAACGACAGCUAUAACGCACACACGAAACGAACGGAGUAUCCUGUAAGGUUAACAAUGUACGGCCAAACGGCCUGUUCCGUGCAAUUUCAGUUAGUUUUCCAAACUGCACGUAACUAAGCGGCCAUCUUAAAAGUUGAUAUGUAGUGUGCGGUUCGUCGUUCGGUGUUAAUUUUUCGUGCAGAAAAUAUGUUUGCAAGUGUGAUAAAUAGUGUGAAUUGGACAAGCAUGUAAAUUAAUUAUUGAGGAACAGCCAUUCUAGCUUUGUCAUGGAUAGGUUUAAAUUAUUAGCAGUGUUUACGUGAACGUGAAAGUGUGUCAAACAAUUGAUUUACAACAAAACAGUUCAACAAUGGUAAUGUUUGAGUUAUUACUUCGGUAUUAAGUGAAAUAUAAGAGACGAACAUUAAAUAGUGACCAUCUUAUCAGUUCGGCGAAAUUGGUUGCAACUCUUCAGUAUAGGGAAAAUGAUCGAUCAGCAACCAAAGUUAUCAUACUUUCCCAUCGAGUCCAAGUGCAGUGCCGGCCAACCGGAACCGGAUCCAGGCGGUUCGCUGACGAACGAAAACGCCAACAGUGCGAACAGUGCAAACAUCAACGCCAAUGUGUCCACCGACAGCAACACGGUUGCCCCCGGUCCUGGAAUGAACGGUAGCAACAGUAGCUGCAGUGCAAAAACACCAAUUACGACCCAACCGUCGGUAACGCGCUCCUCCCAGCAAGGUUAUUCAUCCACCGGUGGCAGUGUAACGGCACCCACGUUGGCCGAAGGACAGAGACUGUUGCUUGCCGCAGUGAUGACGGCCGGCAGUGGUACCGGGGAAGUACACGGUGAAGGGAAUGGGGGCGACUCCGAGAACCUGGCCGGGCUGUUGGGGACGUCCCUGUGCGGGCAGUGCUGUGGUCCGAUCUGCGAUCGCUACAUCAUGAAGGUGGUCGACAUCACCUACCACGAACGAUGCCUCCAGUGUACCUCCUGCUCGAUCCGGCUCAUGCAUUCCUGCUUUAUGCGCGAUGGGAAGCUGUACUGUCGCUUCGACUAUGAGCGACUGUACGGCCGGAACAGAUGCCUCGGAUGUGGUGAAAAGAUUGGUGCCGACGAGCUGGUAAUGCGCGCCCUGGAUAAUGUGUUCCAUCUGAAGUGCUUCAUCUGCGUCGUCUGCGGUGUUCGGCUGCAGAAGGGCGAUCAGUACGUCAUCAAGCAGAGUCAGCUGUUCUGUCGGCCCGACUAUGAGAAGGAGGUGGAAAUGUUCCAGGGCUACAGUUACGAUGAUUACUGCUGUGAUGACAUGUUCCAGACACGUAUUGACGGUCGGCGGGGUCCGAAACGGCCUCGAACUAUUCUAACGACACAGCAGCGUCGUGCCUUUAAGGCUUCGUUCGACAUAUCGCCCAAACCGUGUCGGAAAAUUCGUGAAGGAUUAGCAAAAGAUACCGGGCUUAGUAUAAGGAUCGUACAGGUAUGGUUCCAAAACCAACGCGCCAAGAUGAAGAAAAUCCAAAAGAAGCAGCUCAAAGAAGGUGGCAAAUCAUCACAUCAUGGCAGUGUCGGCGGAAACGCCGGUAGCAACAAAAACCACAACGGCAGCAACGUUAAAGGAAACGAUUCUCAGGAAGAACUGUCUGAUAACGAGAGUGCCGUCGGUGGAAAAUUGUCGCUUCGCAUCAAAGACGAAAACUCGAGAUCAAACAAUUACCUUCACGAUAGCUGCAGUGAUAAUGAGGGCACCGUUACGGACAAUGACGGUGGUCCGUACGGUGGAACGGCUGCUCGCCUUGGUCUUGGAGGAUCAGACCCGUACAAGAUUGUGAAGGAAGAGCUGGACCUCGAGGACGACUACUUUCGCAUGUCAAUGUCAACUCCCAACCAACAUCUUCAUCAUCACCAUCACCACCAUCAGCAUCACCUUCAGCAUCAUCCCCAGACACCGGGCGGUCGGUUCGGUGGGAAAUCCUUUGCAAAUGAACAUCAUGCGAACACUAGCAUUAAGACAGAAAAUAUUGGACUCGACUCGACAACGAUGCUCCCUGCGAAUGGAACCAGCAUGGACUACGGUGUGUCAUUGCAACAAUUGGCUUCAUCUAUGAACGGAGGUUCCCUGCCGAACGGUGGAAACGGAAACGGAGGUCCCACCGCAUCCCAUGAGCCUAUCGGUCCAAUGGUUAACCCGAUUGAUCGGCUUUAUUCGAUGCAGAAUUCAUACUUUUGCAAUCAGGACAAUCCGACAAUCUCCUGUACUUCCACACCAACCGGCCAUCCAGGUACACCACCGGCUGGAACGCAUCAUCGUCCAACGCCCGGCUCGGGUUCACAGCAACCGAAUCCGAUGCAUCUUCAACAACCUGGACUGCAGCAACAGCCAUUGCAAUCGCACCACUUCCCAACACCGUCUAACAUUGGACCGAAUAUGGUUAGCUUAGGAAGUUCUAACGUAGGGAUGGGACAACACAUGAUUGGUAUGUGCAAUUCUAUGUUAGAACAACAACAGCAUCAGCAACAACAGCAUCAACAACAGCAGCAGCAGCAGGAAAGUGUAAUGUAAUCCGAAUAAACAGUGGUAGCCACGGAUUCAAGUGUAAAAUGCAGUUGAUCAUAAGAAAUAGCAACAGAUGAAUUGAUCACCUUUGUUUUAGUUUCAUUAAAAAAAUGUUAACAAACUGUUUA